Amoebophrya sp. A25 is the source of this 622-nucleotide messenger RNA. Lineage: Eukaryota; Dinophyceae; Syndiniales; Amoebophryaceae. The record is from the annotation of a GenBank genome assembly.
CAAAAAGAAGCGCGAAAAUACCAAAAAGCAGCUGCUAGGGCUCUACAAGGAAUUGCGCGACAGGGAUGAAAUUCCGAUCGAGGAUCAUAAACGGUUCCGCGAGUGGGGUCGAAAGAAUCUAGGGAGCAAGAAGAAAAGACAAGCCCGGAAAGAAAAAGCUGACGCGGGCAAUGCCGAAGUAGAAUAAGGAUGAUGGUCGAAUCAAUCUGUCACGGACAUGAAUGCGCGCUAGAUGAUUCCCUUCCGCCUUCAAGCGCACGGCCUCGGUCAUUGGACGGCUUGCAGAGCGACUCACUUUGGGCCAGCCUGAUUACAACUGUUUACCAGCUUCUCGGCAACAGGAGUCCGCACGACAGACGCUUGGCGGGUAUAAUUAAUGCGCAGUGGUCUACGCCCAGAUUUUGAUUUUGCGUGUGCUUUUCUACUGCGUCUUUCCGUCUAUAUUCUUUCGUCAAGGAACAUGAUCUGGUGGUUCCGAAGAAUGAGCUGAGAUCUUUCUUACACGAUACCUGUUAACAUGUGUCGUGUCAUACUCGCCUAUUUGAUUUCGUACGAUAUCCACUUCAGGAUACCCUCUUGCGGCAAGUGCGAUUUCUUCUUCGGUUCCUGCGGGCAACAGCGC